Nothoprocta perdicaria is the source of this 2505-nucleotide messenger RNA. It is a transcript of the gene PROS1, whose product is annotated as protein S. Gene Ontology annotation, cellular component: extracellular region. Lineage: Eukaryota; Metazoa; Chordata; Aves; Tinamiformes; Tinamidae. The transcript has 15 exons. Gene Ontology annotation, molecular function: calcium ion binding. The record is from RefSeq and is a predicted model, not a curated record. The coding region runs from base 75 to 2090 and encodes 671 amino acids.
CCCCCGCCGCCCCGCACAGGAGCCGCCGCGCAGCCACGGCGCCCUGCCCGCUCCCGGCCCCGCGCCCGCCAGCGAUGAGGCCCGGGGGCAGGCGCUGCCUGCCGCUGCUCGCCGGCCUCGCCGUGGCCGUCGCCCUCGCGGAGGCCGCGACCUUUUUAUCACAGCAGUAUGCCUCAGAGUUCCUGUCGAGGAAACGUCGAGCAAAUUCUUUUAUGGAAGAAAGCAAGAAGGGAAAUUUAGAGAGAGAAUGCAUUGAAGAAUUAUGCAAUAAGGAAGAAGCCAGGGAAAUCUUCGAAAAUAAUCCUGAAACUGAGUAUUUUUAUCCCAAGUAUUUAAGCUGCCUUGCCUCCCAUCGAGCAGGGGUUUUCAGAGUUAUUGCAAGUACUCCAGAUUCUCCAGCAGACCUGAGGGCUUGUGUCAAUGAAAUUUCCAACCAGUGCAGCCCUUUACCGUGCCACAGAGAUGGAUAUAAGGACUGCAUAGAUGGACAGGCCAAAUAUACAUGUGUCUGUAAACCAGGAUGGCAAGGAGAGAGAUGUGAAGAAGAUAUAAAUGAAUGCGAGAACAUAAAUGGAGGUUGUAGCCAGCGCUGCUCUAAUUUACCUGGAAGCUACCGCUGCUUAUGUGAAGAUGGUUACUUCAUGCAUUCAAAUAAAAAAGAUUGCAGAGAUAUAAAUGAAUGUGCCCUACGUCCAAACAUCUGUGGGACAGCCAUCUGUAAGAACACCCAGGGGAAAUAUGAAUGUGAAUGUGCAGAAGGCUACACAUAUAACUCAACUUCCAAGAACUGUGAAGAUAUUGAUGAAUGUGCUGAAAAUAUUUGUGCCCAACUUUGUGUAAACUCUCCAGGAAGUUAUAGCUGCUAUUGUGAUGGCAAGAAAGGCUUCAAGCUUUCUAAGGACAUGAAGAAYUGUGAGCCUGUUCCAGUAUGUAUCCCACUGAACCUUGAAAAGAAUUAUGAACUGCUUUACCUGGCAGAACAAUUUACAGGGAUUCCUGUUCUGUACUUAAAGUUUAAAUUGCCAAAUGUCACCAGAUUUUCAGCAGAAUUUGAUUUCCGGACAUAUGAUGCAGAAGGAGUUAUAUUAUAUGCAGAAUCCCUUGACAACACAGCAUGGAUCUUACUUGCUCUUCGUGACGGGAAGAUUGAAAUUCAAUUCAAGAAUGAAUUUGGAACAAAAGUCACCAGUGGAGGCAAAGCCAUUAAUGAUGGACUGUGGCAUAUAAUAUCAGUAGAAGAACUAGAACACAGCAUCAGUGUMAAAAUAGCUAAAGAAGCAGUGAUGAAUAUUAACAGCCCAGGAACUCUUUUUAAACAGUCACACGGUUUCUUGGAAACCAAGGUGUACAUUGCAGGAUUUCCUCGCAAAGUGGACAACAGUCUCAUUAAGCAGAUUAAUCCUCGAUUAGAUGGGUGCAUUCGUGCCUGGAACCUGAUGAAUCAGGGACAUUCCGGCGUAAAAGAAGUCAUUCAAGAAAAGCAAAGCAAACACUGCUUAGUCACCGUGGGGAGAGGGUCCUUCUACCCUGGCACYGGAAUGGCAAAAUUUCAUUUAAACUACUAUAAUCUUGACAGUGCUGAAGACUGGCUAAUAAACGUGACCAUGACUAUCCGCCCGUCCGCAGACACCGGCGUCCUCUUGGCCUUGGUUGCUAGUGAGAGAGUGCCCCUGGCUUUGGCCAUGGUGGACUCCAACUCUUCUGACUCACAGGAAAUCAUUGUGACCAUUGAAAACAUCACUGUCGCACGCCUGGAAUCAAAGAAGUUAUGCACACCUAAAAAAGUGCUGGUAGGACUUCUCGUAACCAAAGAGCAACUUGAACUGUCAGUAGAUUCACACACAGACAGAAGCAGCAGCUCGGAGCAGCUGUCUGUCCUGCAUGAAGCAAUGCUGGGAAACGUCGUUACAUACUUGGGUGGCCUGCCAGAUGUUCCUCUGGGUGCCACAUUAGUAACUGCUUUUUAUAACGGCUGCAUGGAGGUGAAGGUCAACAACAGACAGCUGGAUCUGGAUGAAGCCAUUUUUAAACACAAUGACAUUAGAUCUCACUCGUGCCCACUUGUUAUGGAAGAACCAUUCAAUUCUUAAUUUAACUUUUUUCCUUUCAGAUAUAAUUUGUGUAAUUAGUCUCUUGCCAUAAUGAAGCCUGUAUUAUUUGAAUUCAAGAUGUGCCAGGAAAGUAAUCAACAGCAUGUUUUUCCUCCCUUUGAUGUACCAUGGGGAAAAAAAAUAUCCCCUCUCCUUUCAGCAGUAAAGAGACAUAAUCAAGAUCAAAAUUCUGUAAAAUGUUCUUUUAUUCAUGUCAGUGGUAAAUCUUAAACCCAGAUUUAUCUUCUGUAUUCAUUCUACAUCCUUGAUAUAUUUAGUUUGGAGAGGCAGUKCAGAAAGUUCUGAUUGGAACCAAUUUUGCAUCUUAUUUUUGAUAUAUCAGCACAAAGUUACACAUUGCAAGUUUUGGCAGAGUAUUUGAAUCUAAACAAAACCAUKCCUGUUAACUUUUCCA